CUGCGCAAUGCCCCACGCUGCUGGGACGUCAUCCAGCCCCUGCUCUGCGCCGUCUACAUGCCCAAGUGCGAGGAUGGGCAGGUGGAGCUGCCCAGCCAGACCCUGUGCCAGGCCACCCGGACUCCCUGCAUCAUCGUGGAGCGCGAGCGCGGCUGGCCCGACUUCCUCAAGUGCACCACCGACCGCUUCCCCGAGGGCUGCCCGAACGAGGUGCAGAACAUCAAGUUCAACAGCUCGGGGCAGUGCGAGGCGCCGCUGGUGAGGACGGACAACCCCAAGAGCUGGUACGAGGACGUGGAGGGCUGCGGCAUCCAGUGCCAGAACCCGCUCUUCACCGAGAAGGAGCACCGCGAGAUGCACGUCUACAUCGCCGCCUUCAGCUCCGUCACCAUCUUCUGCACCUUCUUCACCCUGGCCACGUUUGUCGCUGACUGGAGGAACUCCAACCGCUACCCCGCCGUCAUCCUGUUCUACGUCAACGCCUGCUUCUUCGUGGGCAGCAUCGGGUGGCUGGCGCAGUUCAUGGACGGCGCCCGCGAGGAGAUCGUGUGCCGGGCCGACGGCACCAUGAGGCUGGGCGAGCCCACCUCCAACGAGACGCUGUCCUGCGUCAUCAUCUUCGUCAUCGUCUACUACUCGCUGAUGUCGGGUGUCAUCUGGUUCGUCAUGCUCACCUACGCCUGGCACACCUCCUUCAAAGCCCUGGGCACCACCUACCAGCCGCUGCUGGGCAAGACCUCCUACUUCCACCUCAUCACCUGGUCCAUCCCCUUCGUGCUCACCGUGGCCAUCCUGGCCGUGGCGCAGGUGGAUGGUGACUCUGUCAGCGGCAUCUGCUUCGUGGGCUACAAGAAUUACCGCUACCGAGCCGGCUUCGUGCUGGCCCCCAUCGGGCUGGUGCUCAUCGUGGGUGGCUAUUUCCUCAUCCGGGGGGUCAUGACGCUCUUCUCCAUCAAGAGCAACCACCCCGGGCUGCUGAGCGAGAAGGCGGCCAGCAAGAUCAACGAGACCAUGCUGCGCCUGGGCAUCUUCGGCUUCUUGGCCUUUGGCUUCGUCUUCAUCACCUUUGGCUGCCACUUCUACGACUUCUUCAACCAGGCCGAGUGGGAGCGCAGCUUCCGGGAGUACGUCCUGUGCGAGGCCAACGUGACCAUCGCCACACAGACCAACAAGCCCAUCCCGGACUGCGAGAUCAAGAACCGGCCCAGCCUCCUGGUGGAGAAGAUCAACCUCUUCGCCAUGUUCGGCACUGGCGUCUCCAUGAGCACCUGGGUCUGGACCAAGGCCACCCUGCUCAUCUGGAAGCGCACCUGGUGCAGGCUGACGGGGCAGAGCGAUGACCAGCCCAAGAGGAUCAAGAAGAGCAAGAUGAUCGCCAAGGCCUUCUCCAAGCGCAAGGAGCUGCUGCGCGACCCGGGCCGGGAGCUGUCCUUCAGCCUGCACACCGUGUCCCACGACGGCCCCGUGGCCGGUUUGGCCUUCAACAUCAACGAGCCGUCGGCCGACGUGUCCUCGGCGUGGGCCCAGCACGUCACCAAGAUGGUGGCCAGGAGAGGGGCGAUCCUGCCCCAGGACAUCUCCGUGACGCCUGUGGCGACACCUGUGCCACCAGAGGAGAGAGCCAACCUGUGGGUGGUGGAGGCCGACGUGUCCCCGGAGCUGCAGAAGCGCGGCGGCCACAAGAAGAAGCGGAGGAAGAAGAAGAAGAAGAAGGAGGUGAACCCAGACCCCGAGCGCUGCCUGGGGGUCUCCUCCGUCCCUCGCCUGCCUCGCCUGCCCCCCCAGCCCUGCCUGGUGGCUUUUACCCCCGAUGUCCAGCCCGACGCCGCCUUCCCCGGGCAGAGCCGCAGAGCCGAGGUCUUGCACGUGAUCAGCAACCCCUUCUGCCCCGAGAGCGGCGCUGAGGAGAGCCCCGGGCGCUGGCAGCACAACGGGGGCUCCCCGUGGCCACCCCAGCCCUGGCCAGGGCCAGCCAGGACUCAGGGCCGCCGGGCAGGGCUGGCCCCCAUCCACUCCCGGACCAACCUGGUGGACGCGGAGCUGCUGGAGCCCGACUCGGACUUCUGACACCGGCGGGAUUUGUGGGGACAGCGGGGCUGAGACCCGAAGGUGAGGGGACACGCCAGGAUCCGCCCGAUCCCGUCGGGAUCCAUCCCAAAUAUUCCAUCAGCCUGAGCACAUCCCCAUUUCUCCCUUUUGGAGGAUUCAUCUCCGUGCACUUCCCAGCCCACAGAGGGUUUGGGAUUCCCUCCGGAAUCACCGGGAGAAAGGAGCUGUCGGUGGAACAAUCCCCCAGGGAUUUAAGGAGCAGGGGGACGUUUGGGGACAGCCUAGAUCAGGGUAGAUUUGGGGCAGCUCUGCCCCACACACAGCUAGAGGUACGUAGAGCUCACCCCCCACUUGUGCCAAUAGCGAAUUUUGAAAAAUUCCUGAUAUUUUUUUAACGUUUCUAUGGCGAUGCCUCUGCUCGGGGUGAGCCCAGGCAGCAGCACCAGCACCCCUGGUGUGUUCCCCUAUUUUGGGAUCACCCCAAAUCCCUUCCCACACCCCAAAGUGCCUUCCAGCUCCCCCAAAUCAGGAUUAGUGGGGUGGCAGCACCAGGGAGAUGGGACACCCCAAAAAAACCUCGAGGUGAAGCAGGGUCAGCAACCCCCCCCUCCCCUCCCCAGAGCAAAGCUUUUUAUUAUUUUUUUAGGAUAAAAUAAAAUAAAAAUAAAAUAAAAAUCGAGUCACAGCAAACCCAGCCGAGCCCUGAGGCAGGAGGGCUCCAAUCCCUGCUGGUGUUUGGAUUUUCCCUGUUUUUAUUAAGUCCUGGUAGACUCCUGGCUUUUAUUUUUAUUUUUUAUUUUUCAUUUUUCUUGCUAUCCCAGUCACCUCCACGGGUUCAUUUUUGCUGUGUAAAAGAAAAAAAAAAAAAACAAAACUCCUGUAUCAGUAUUAAAUUUACAGAUUUUCAAUCCCA
Molecule: messenger RNA, 2962 nt
Organism: Parus major (Great Tit)
Lineage: Eukaryota; Metazoa; Chordata; Aves; Passeriformes; Paridae
Gene: SMO
Product: smoothened, frizzled class receptor
Exons: 11
Coding region: 58-2067 (669 amino acids)
Biological process (GO): smoothened signaling pathway; commissural neuron axon guidance; positive regulation of smoothened signaling pathway
Cellular component (GO): cilium; dendrite; plasma membrane
Molecular function (GO): transmembrane signaling receptor activity; patched binding
Source: RefSeq, a predicted model, not a curated record